GGCCAUACUCGGGGAACGGGUGCUGAAGAGCCGUAGAUGCCAUUUUGAAGAAACCUUGAAGGCGCAAAUGGCUUUAGCUGGCUGCCCAGACUCCUUCUUGCACCAUCCUUACCGGAUAGACAGCGUAGAUCAGACAGCGCACAGUCGGCGGGAUCUAGUGGAACCAGGAUUCCAGGAGCAGUCAAGUCGCAUCUCCUUAAACCACCAAGAUGACGACGUGGACUUGGAAGCUUUAGUCAACGACAUGAACUCUUCGUUCGAAAGCCUGUACUCCGCCUACAGCAUGCAUUCGGAGAGCAAACCACUUCUGCAGAACGGCCAGCUGGGCCGCGGCCAGCCGCAGCCCGCCUCAGGAACAAACCCGCUUCAGCCUUUGUCUCCACAGCAGAAAGUGCACAGGUCUCAGCCAGUGCGCAUCAUGGCAGUCAGACGCCUCCAAGAAGAAGAGCAGCAGUUCAGAACCUCCUCUUUGCCUGCCAUACCAAACCCAUUUCCUGAGCUUUGUAGCCCUGCAAGCUCACCUGUGCUGGCACCUGGAUCUCUACCUCAGAGUCAACCUGCCGAUAAACAGGAUGUAAAAGUCUUUAGUGAAGAUGGGACAUGCAAAGUGGUCGAGAUCCUAGCGGAUAUGACAGCCAGGGACCUCUGCCAGUUGCUGGUUUACAAAAGCCAUUGUGUGGAUGAUAACAGCUGGACUCUAGUGGAGCACCACCCUCUUCUAGGAUUAGAGCGGUGCUUAGAGGAUCACGAACUUGUUGUUCAAGUUGAAUCCAUGAUGGGAAGUGAAAGUAAAUUUUUAUUCAGGAAGAAUUAUGCAAAAUAUGAAUUUUUUAAAAAUCCUGUGAACUUUUUUCCGGAGCAGAUGGUUGCUUGGUGUCAGCAGUCCAAUGGUUGUAUUCCACAGUCACAACUUUUGCAGAAUUUUUUAAACUCCAGUAGCUGUCCUGAAAUUCAGGGGUUCUUGCAUGUGAAAGAACUGGGGAGGAAGUCGUGGAAGAAGCUGUAUGUUUGUCUGAGGAGAUCUGGACUCUAUUGCUCUACGAAAGGAUCUUCAAAGGAACCAAGGCACCUGCAGCUGUUAGCUGACCUCGAAGACAGCAAUAUCUUCUCAUUGAUAGCCGGCAAGAAGAUGUACAGUGCUCCAACGGAUUAUGGGUUUUGCAUAAAGCCCAACAGAGUGAGGAACGAAACGAAAGAAUUGAGAUUGUUGUGCGCCGAGGAUGAGCAGAGCAGGACAUGCUGGAUGACCGCAUUUCGACUUCUCAAGUACGGGAUGUUGCUGUACCAGAACUACAGAAUUCCGCAACAAAGGAAAGCGAUGCUUCCACAUUUCACCACACCUGUCCGAAGUGUGUCUGAAAACUCGUUGGUGGCAAUGGAUUUUUCUGGACAAAUAGGAAGAGUUAUUGAAAACCCAGCAGAAGCACAGUGUGCUGCCUUGGAAGAAGGUUACACUUGGCGGAAACGCAGCACAAGAAUGAACGCCCUGGGUAGCCAAAGUCCUCUUCAUCCUUCCACACUGAGCACAGUUAUUCAUAGGACACAGCACUGGUUUCAUGGCAGGAUCUCCAGGGAAGAAUCACACCGGAUUAUUAAACAGCAGGGGCUUGUGGACGGGCUAUUUCUUCUCCGGGACAGCCAGAGCAAUCCAAAGACUUAUGUGCUUACACUGUGCCACCAUCAAAAGAUCAAGCAUUUCCAGAUUCUGCCGUGCGAAGAAGAUGGACAGAUGUUUUUCAGCCUGGACGACGGGAACACCAAAUUCACCGACCUAAUACAGCUCGUUGAGUUCUACCAACUCAACAGGGGGGUCCUGCCCUGUAAGCUCAAACACCACUGCAUCCGCGUAGCCUUAUGACCCCCGUUCCUCUCUCACACCGGUUUUGCUCAGAAAAGACUGGACUUGGUAGAGAAAUCUUGUCAAAGGAAGUUGACACUGGGAAAUCGGCAGCCUCGUAGGCUGGCUUGAAAAGAAUGCAAACGUUAUGCACCUUGGGGACUUGGAACAGGGAUGGAUCGAAUGGAUGCCAGCAGACCAGUCUUAGCUGGUUUGUAUAACACCUGAGAGCAAUCGCUGGGUGUCCCAGUAACCCCCGCCCACCCCCCGAAAUUGGGAAAGGGUAUGUAAAAUCACUAAAAAAAAAAAAAAUUGAAACAUAACUGGAAACUGUCCCUUGGCUGGUGCACUUAACAGAAUCAAGUUUGUGAAGCAAAACUAUUGAAAAGAACUCUUGCCCUGGAAUAAUCUUGACAAUUAAGACUUGGUGUGUUUACUUUUUUGUAUUGAUCACUUCUCUUGUGGGUUUGUUUUCUUUGCACUCCUUUUUUUUUGUGUUUUUGGAUAUUGCCUACAACCCUAUCUUAGGAGCUUGUUUUGCAUAGGGUUCUAAUCUAAACCCUCUUAAGGCAUGAGGUGCUUCAUCCUAACAGAGGUCUAGAGGACAGAAAUCUUUCUCACUUCUGCAGUGACCAGAGACUUGGUCAUGUAUUGAUGACCUUGAGGAAUCCCUACGGACACAGCUCUGAAAAAGAUUGCCACGUGUACUCGUUUGAGUAUCAGCAGUUCAAAAGGAUGGCGCUAUGCACAUGUCGUAUAUUAGGGAUACCCAGUCGUGCAAAAGGCUCUUGAUUUCUAUGCACAAAUAUUCUUGGCCUGGCCUGUUAGUCUCCCCCCACCCUUACCCCUCUUGGGAAAAUCCACUUUCAAUAGCUAUAACACAGCUGAGUGACUGUGCGUGGUGUUGGGGAAGAAGCACUUCGUUUGUUGGUUUACCUAGUAUGACAUGGAUUCAGUGUUUCUUUUGAGCAUUAUGUUUCCUUGGAUUCUCAGAGCACCUGUGUAGGCCUGACAAUGUCAUUGUACCAAACCACGAUUUACAAAUAAGCUUCUAACCGUGGUUGCAGAUGGUGUUUUGGUGCUACCUAUGGUCAGUUAGGGUGGCAGUAUGGAUGUAAAAGUCUCCUAGCUGUGGAUGCUAUUUUUGUCUGCUCAUCACAGAAUUAUCUUUCCAGCCGGUAUUGGUAAUGUAACCAUUGCAUCCAGUCAAAUCAAUUUAGGAAACAGCAUCGCCCCUUCAUUUGUCCUGUAGGAUCUCCAAAAUUUAUGCUGGGUUGGAUCCAGCUGACGUUUUUCACCCAACCUCACCUAAUUUCCCUCCUGACCAAUGCCUCCAUCCUACAUAGGUUUUUGUCCAGGUGGGUCCCAUGAUUUCCCAACAUUCUGCAACAGUGGAACAGCUGGGUGGAUCCAGCCAGCGUGUAUCGAACCAUGGGCAUGAUCCGUCAGGCGCAGCUGAACAGCCUCCCCUCAUUCCAUUCCACCUUCAGAGACUCCUACACAAGUGUCACUAGGAAGGUCAGAGGACGGUGCGCUCGCCUGAUGUUUUCUGACCUUUUAUUCAGAAACCAGCUGCGAAACCUCUGCUUGCAGUUGCCGAAUUUUUCAUUUGACAGUUUGGAUCACGAAUGCUUAAGGAUAUAGGCACCAAUUUUUAUGUUGGUGAUGACCCGGGACUAGUUUGCUGCAGAUACUGGCAUAAUACAUGUACAUGCACCAGUCUCUGUAGCAAAUGAGCCCUGGAUCAUCACCCACAGAAGGUCUUGUUCAGGCACUCUAGAAAACCUUCCAUGCUGACCAUUCUCAUGGGCGUGACCGCACAGAGGGAAAUAACACUUUGCCCAGCUUUGACCAUGUUGACAGGCAAGAGUUCCCUGGCCCUGGAGUGGAUCCAGACUAACAUUUGCACCAGCAGAACAGGUCUUUCCUGUCUGUUCCUUCUUACUACAGCCCACUGUUCUCCACAAAAUGCUGCUGGGAAUGGGGGGACGACGACUCUGCGGAGUAGCAGGAGAGACAGGGCUAUUUUGGGGCAGGAACGCACAGGAACGGAGUUCGUGCUGGCUCCCAAGUUGGC
Messenger RNA from Gekko japonicus, 3914 nucleotides. RefSeq names its product growth factor receptor bound protein 10 (gene GRB10). The record is from RefSeq and is a predicted model, not a curated record. The coding region runs from base 68 to 1858 and encodes 596 amino acids. NCBI's taxonomy places the organism in Eukaryota, Metazoa, Chordata, Lepidosauria, Squamata, Gekkonidae. Gene Ontology annotation, molecular function: insulin receptor binding. The transcript is spliced from 17 exons. Gene Ontology annotation, biological process: insulin receptor signaling pathway; negative regulation of Wnt signaling pathway; negative regulation of insulin receptor signaling pathway.